AACAUUGAAGCCACAGGGCAUCGAGUUGGGUGACUUUUACCGCUUCUUCCUUGUUCCUGGCAUGCUGUAAGCCCUUCCCUAUCCCACGUCUAGCAGCUGAUCAAGCUAGCCAACAGCCACUGCAAAAUGAGCCCGACAGCAUGGACGCCCCCAGGUACUUUGCCGGCGAUGGCCUGAACAGCGCAUUCGGCAGCGACAACAUCCACGGCGUCCCUGGCUUCGAAGACGCCAAACAUGAUAUCGUCUUGGCUAUCAUGAGCUGGGUUGAGAAUGGCACUGCUCCGGAUACGCUCGUUGCGACCAAGUACAAAGAUGACGAUGCCACUGAGGGUGUGCAGCGGCAGAGAAUUAAUUCUCUGCCCGUAUCCGCUUGUUGCGCAGUAUAUCGGGUCUGGAAACUGCAAUUGUACUGCUUUGUACGGAUGAGUUACGGUGUAGCCCUAAUACGUGAUCCAGCCACAAACUCUUCUGCAACAGUCAUAGUUAAUCCCAGAUAGAUAUUCACCAUCGAAAUAUUCAUUUUUAAUAUUAAAAAAUAUUUGUAUCUCGACCAGAUAAUAACUGUAAAAUACCCCUUGAAACGGCGCAUGCCGAGUAAUUUACCGUACGGUCACAGCCCGUGUAAGAAACCCCCCAACGCG
Aspergillus wentii DTO 134E9 is the source of this 641-nucleotide messenger RNA. RefSeq lists its product as uncharacterized. The transcript has a single exon. The record is from RefSeq and is a predicted model, not a curated record. NCBI's taxonomy places the organism in Eukaryota, Fungi, Ascomycota, Eurotiomycetes, Eurotiales, Aspergillaceae. Bases 141 to 497 code for a protein of 118 amino acids.